AUGUCCAGAAGAUACGAUUCUAGAACAACUAUCUUUUCACCAGAAGGUAGAUUAUAUCAAGUUGAAUAUGCUCAAGAAGCUAUAUCUAUGGCAGGUACCGCAAUUGGUAUAUUGUCAACUGAAGGAGUAGUAUUAGCAUGUGAAAAGAAAGUUACAUCUAAAUUAUUAGAUAAUGAUGGAAGUGCUGAGAAAUUAUAUGUUAUUAAUGAUAAUAUGAUUUGUGCUGUUGCUGGUAUGACUGCUGAUGCAAGUAUAUUAGUUAAUAAUGCCAGGAUUAAUGCUCAACAAUAUUUAAAAACCUAUAAUGAACAAAUCCCAUGUGAGAUCUUAAUUAAACGAGUAUGUGAUAUUAAACAAGGUUAUACUCAACAUGGUGGUUUAAGACCAUUUGGUGUUAGUUUCUUAUAUGCUGGUUAUGAUGAUAGAUAUCAAUUUCAAUUAUUUACUAGUAAUCCAAGUGGUAAUUAUAGUGGUUGGAAAGCUACUAGUAUUGGAGCUAACAAUUCAGCUGCACAAACUUUAUUAAAGAAAGAUUAUAAAGAUGAAUUAACUUUAAAAGAAGCUUGUGAAUUAGCUAUAAAAGUAUUAAGUAAAACAAUGGAUGCUUCAAAUCUUAAUAAUGAAAAAUUGGAAUUUGCUACUUUAAGUUUAUCAAAACAACAACCAGAUAAAGUAAUUCAUAAGAUUUGGUCUGCUAAUGAUAUUGAUGCUUUAAUUAAAGAAUCUGGUGUAUUAAAUGAUAAACCAUCUGAAGAUGAUUAG
Hemisphaericaspora subhashii is the source of this 762-nucleotide messenger RNA. It is a transcript of the gene PRE9, whose product is annotated as proteasome core particle subunit alpha 3. The transcript has a single exon. The coding region runs from base 1 to 762 and encodes 253 amino acids. The record is from RefSeq and is a predicted model, not a curated record. NCBI's taxonomy places the organism in Eukaryota, Fungi, Ascomycota, Pichiomycetes, Serinales, Debaryomycetaceae. Gene Ontology annotation, biological process: ubiquitin-dependent protein catabolic process. Gene Ontology annotation, cellular component: nucleus; proteasome core complex; proteasome core complex, alpha-subunit complex.